Messenger RNA from Nicrophorus vespilloides, 1242 nucleotides. RefSeq names its product fatty acyl-CoA reductase 1-like. Bases 1 to 1242 code for a protein of 413 amino acids. Gene Ontology annotation, cellular component: peroxisome. Gene Ontology annotation, biological process: long-chain fatty-acyl-CoA metabolic process. The transcript has 8 exons. Gene Ontology annotation, molecular function: alcohol-forming very long-chain fatty acyl-CoA reductase (NADP+) activity. Lineage: Eukaryota; Metazoa; Arthropoda; Insecta; Coleoptera; Silphidae. The record is from RefSeq and is a predicted model, not a curated record.
AUGACCCCCAAGACUUCGCUGUCUGAGGUAUGGCGGAGCUAUCUCGGGGAAGUCACGGUCAGCUGCGACUCCUAUAGUUAUCCAGUGGAAGUGGCUGAAGUACUUGCAAAGCAGUUCUCGCCCAGCAGCAGUGACGUGAACAGGCGUGAGAAGUUAUGGAUGAUCAAAGAGAAUCCAGAUUACCAUAAGAAUGUGGAAUGGCUCAAUGGGGAUUUAUCGCAGAAAGGUUUGAAUCUAAGCUCUGAAGAUCUUAAAGCCGUGGAGGAUGCUGAAAUUGUCCUUCACAUGGGAAGUUCCUUAAAUUUCAAGGAUCCAAUGCGCAAAGUGUUGCAGACAAAUUUAUUUGGAACGAUGGAUUUACUAGAGAUUUUAAAGAAUUCACAUAACUGCAAGUGUUUCAUGAUGGUGUCUUCAGCGUAUUCUCAAUGCACAAAAUGUUGCAAUCACAUUGAAGAAAAAGUGUACAUUCCGAAUUACCGACCCGAAAGCUUAAUCGAAUUGGUUGACUCAUUCCCAGCGGAAGUUUUAGAUAGUCUGGAAAAGCAUUUCAUGUACGAUUGGCCAAAUGCGUACACCUUCACCAAAUCCAUCAUCGAGUAUGCAAGCAAUGAUUACGCUAAUUGUUUUCCAGUUGGUAUAUUUAGACCAGGAAAUAUUACGUCCAGUUAUUUAGAGCCUUUUCCCUAUUGGUCGAAUAGCAAUUCGGGGAUCCUCGGAGCUAUCAAUCUUUUAUCCACAAACUUAGUGUCCAGUUUUUAUUUGAAGAAAGACGUCAACUCUCAUUCAAUUCCCGUUGAUUUGACAACUAACGCUUUAUUGGCUUCUGCAUGUCAAGUAGCCCAAGACAAGAAAAAAGUAGCUCAAGUCUACAAUUACACGUCUAAUGAUAAUCCAGUUUCCAUUUACGAAGCUGUUUCAUACGCACUUGGUGAAUCAUCCGAGAAAAUAUUAACAGAGAAUUAUUAUCUUCAUAAAUUGAAACACUAUUCGAUAACUUGUAGUCGUGCAUUGCUUUCUGAUUUGAUGUUAAUUGCGAAUGGUCAUAAACCGAGAUAUAUCUCUUUAAGCAGUAAUUGCAACAAAUUCAACGAAGCACUACAUUAUUUCAUUAACGCAAAAUUGAUUGUAGACAAUAGCAACAUGGAAAAAUUGUGGAACAAAUUGAGUAAAGAUGAAAGAGACUUGCUUUACUUUGAUAUAUUCUCAAAGUUGCAAAAGGGGGUGGCGAACCCCAUAAAAUAG